Molecule: messenger RNA, 105 nt
Organism: Salvia miltiorrhiza (redroot sage)
Lineage: Eukaryota; Viridiplantae; Streptophyta; Magnoliopsida; Lamiales; Lamiaceae
Source: the annotation of a RefSeq genome assembly
AUGGAAGUAAAUAUUCUUGCAUUUAUUGCUACUGCACUAUUCAUUCUAGUUCCUACCGCCUUUCUACUUAUCAUUUACGUAAAAACAGUCAGUCAAAAUGAUUAA